Molecule: messenger RNA, 1878 nt
Organism: Linum tenue
Lineage: Eukaryota; Viridiplantae; Streptophyta; Magnoliopsida; Malpighiales; Linaceae
Source: the annotation of a GenBank genome assembly
AAAAACCUUCCUCGUUGAAAUUUCUUUCAAUUCCAAUAGCCAAAAAAAAAAAAAAAGGAAGAACAGAAAACGAAGAAAGAAAGAAGACGAGAGUUUUCCGAUCGCCCAAAUUCCAUCCAACAACUAACUACCGCUUCCCUGAUUUCUCAUCUCCUUCCCCAAUUGAGAAAUUCGUUCUGCCCAUAUCUGUAAAUCCGUCCAUAGUAGCCAUUCCUGUUUUCUUCUCUUCCCGUUUCCCUCUUCGCCCAAUCGGAAUCGUCGCCACUUUGUUUUUCCUCAUCGGAAGAAAACCCAGAUGGGUCACCAGGAGCACGAAUCCAACUCCUACAGCAUCAUCUCCAGCUCCUCGUGGCUCGAAAUCCGGCUCUUCUACGUCCGGAUCACCCCUUGCGUCACCGACACCGUCCCCGGCCACCUCACCCUCCGCCAUCUCCGCCGCGAGAGCAGCACCCCGCUCGAGAUCAACGGCUCCAGGAUCCCCGCCGUCGAUUCCGCCUGCGUCAACCUCCGCCGGGACCGCCUCAACAAGGAGUCCUCCGAGGUCACCUACGUCAGCACGGACACCGUCCGCGUCACGGGGGCGCUGGAGUUCGAGGUCCUGGAGAACGCCGAGCUCCUCCUCUGCGGCUCCUUCGAGAGGAUGGAGUCGGCCUGGGGGAACGGCGCCGUCGGCACGGAGAACGAUUCCAAGACCGGGUGGAGCAUGGAGUGCUACGUCGCGGCUUCCGUCGGGGAAGGGAGCUCGCUGUUCUUCCAGCCGCGGAUGGGGGUGUCGGCUCCGGCAAUCGAGGUUUACAUCGCCGGCUGCUGUGGCGGUGUGCCGGUUAUUUUAACCAAGACGAUUAUGGUCAGCCCGAGGAAGAAGGUGUCCAGGCACGCCGCUCUGGAUGCCAUUCCGGAAGAUGAAGAGAUGGAGAAGGAGGAGGAGGAGGGGGAGAAUGAGCGGAUUGACGGCGGUAGUAAUCCCUUGUCGCCUGGCCUCCGCAAAGUCCCGAGUAGCGGAUCAGAAGAUGAAGAAGACUAUGAACCAGACAUGAAAAUUGGAACCAGAUACUACCCUGAUCAGGACAUGUAUUAUGGUGAGGAUGGCCAGCUCUCUUGGUUUAAUGCUGGUGUUCGAGUUGGUGUUGGGAUUGGCCUUGGCAUGUGUGUUGGGAUGGGAAUUGGGGUUGGACUGCUGAUGCGUUCGUACCAAGCAACUACCAGGAACUUUAGGCGGAGGUUCUUCUGAGCGCAUUUGCUUCCCCAUUUGAUUAAACAAGUGAAGUCAAAUUCCGGAUGAAUAAACAGAAGGUUAUCUUGCAGAACUGGAUAUAACUUUCUGUCGGGUACCUUGAGAUUUGUGGAGAGUGAAAUAAGAGGAAGAAGGUUUAUGUCACAAGAAUGCAGAGUUUUGGUAGAUAUAAUGGGAGUUGCUGUACAGUAUUUUUCUCUUCAGUAGAGUGUCCUAUUCUUCCUCAAUGAGGAAGCUCGAAUGCUAGUCAAGAAGGAUCUCCAUGCUGUGACCCUGCUGCUACUUGCUGAACUUUUCCAUUGGUGAGAGGUGUGAAUGCAGGUUUCGUCUGCAGUCUGCACCAUUUGAGAGCAGUAGAGUUCUGAUCACUCAAUGCACCUGGAACUGGAAGAACUGAACAUGAUAUAGUUGGCUCGAGUGUUCGUGCAGAAGCGACUUUGCUUCACAUACGUAGCUACUUCUUUUGAGUCUUGUAGAAUAUUUGUGGUGUUGUUGUCACCCUUCUGUUUUUCCUCCCAAUCUGGCUUUGUAUUUAUUUACCCUUUUUUCUUGAUUUUGGGCUCCUUUUCCAGAAAGCGUGGCAGUUUUAGGUUUUCCUUGUAAAAACGAACUCCUGCUUUUUGCUAUAAUCUAACAUUCGAUUC